AGUACUUGACUUUGCAACCUCAGUAAUGUUCUUUUGAUAUAGUUUUUUGUGUCUAAUUUAUUUGCUUUUUUAAAAAGCAAACUGAAAAACAAAAACUCAUGUUGACACUCAGCUGAGUCAUCAACAAGGUUCAAUGCUUUAGAUUGAUCUAUGAACCUCUGCUACUUGAACUAAUGAAGUAACUGAUGUCAGUAGUAGAUUUUCAUCCUCUGUGUGGAUCAACACUAAAGGGUAAUGAGAGAGAGAGACUUGUCCAGUGGAUUAUAUAGCAGAGGAGUGGUGAGACUCAGGAAUCUUGGAUUUUAUUUCAGGCUGUGGUGGGGAGUGUUCUCUAGAGGGUUCAGACACUUCUGCCCAUUCUCUCGAAGCUUGACCUCUUCUGGCCAGUCCCGUCCAGUCUAUUCCUUUCCCAGUCCUGUUUCUUCUCCACUCUGUCUCCUUGUCCCAGUUCCGAGCUCCACUCUUCAGGUUUCUCAUCCGAGUACCCUUGCACAGACAGUCCUAGUCUCCCUCCUGGUAUUGCUGUCCAAGUCCCUAUCUCCGCAACUGGUCCCAGUUCCCCCCUCCUGGUUCAUUGUUUGAUCUGUGUCUCCCAUUGAAUCCUAGUCUUAGGCCUUGGCUACACUUGCAAGUUACAGCGCAGUAAAGGAGCCCUGGGUGCACUAACUCACUACCCGUCCACACUGGCAAGGCACAUAAAGCGCUCUGACUCCACAGAUACAGCACUGCUGGUAGUCCACCUCAGCGAGUGGAAUAACAUUUGCUGUACCCCCACUGGAGCGCUGCGGUGCCAGUGUGGAGGCCUUGGUCCUGUAGUGCGCUCUGAUCAGCCUCCAGAAGUGUCCCACAGUGCCUGAGCUAGCCACCCUGGUCAUCACUUUGAACUCUACUGCCCUGACCUCAGGUGACCAACCAUCAGACCCAUCCUUUAAAUUCUCUGGGAAUUUUGAAAAUCCCCUUCCUGUUUGCUCAUCCAGGCGUGGAGUGCUAUCAGCGAGUCUUUCCAGGUGACCAUGCCUCCAUGCCCCAGGCAAGCCCCAGUAUGGAGCAAUGGCAAGUUGCUGGACCUCAUCAGUGUUUGGGUGGAGGAAGCUGUCCAGUUCCAGCUGUGCUCCAGCCGUAAGAUUUAUGAUACCUUGGGGCAGAUAUCAAGGGACUUGAUGGAAAGGGGCCUUGACCGGGAUGCACUGCAGUGCAGGAUUAAAGUGAAGGAGCUGCGGAAUGCCUACGACAAAGCCCGUGAGGCAAACCGACGCUCUGGUGCUGUCCCUGCAACCUGCCAUUUCUACAAAGAGGUGGACGCGAUACUUGGGGGCGGCCCCACCUGCAGUCUGGGGACCACCAUAGACCCUUCAGAGCCCAGUGCAACAAGGCAGGAGGAGGAGGAGCAAAGUGGGAGCGAGGGUGCUGAGGCAGAGGAAGACACCCCGGAAUCCCUAGAUACAUGCAGCCAGGAGCUAUUCUCAAGCCAGGAGGAAGGUAGCCAGUUGCGGCAGCCGGUGCUUGGGGAAGGACAAACACCAGAGGAGGUUCCCGAUGCAAUCUUGAGAUCUCAGCUGUCCAUGUUAUCACCGGCCGAAAGACUCCAAAGAAUCAGAAAGAGGCCACGUAGAAGCAAGGAAGACAUGUUACUUGAAUGCUGCAUUACUUCAUGCAAUGAAAAUCAAAAAGUGCAGGAGUGGCGGGAGCGUGAAAGGAGGGUCCGCCAGCAGAGUGUGCAUCACCGGCACCAAAGCAUGGAGCGGCUGCUAAGCAGCAUGGAGUGCCAAGGGGACUGAAUACAGGCAUUCGUAGCAAUUCAGGCAGGGCACUACUGCGCCCCCCGGCCCUCCGCAACCCUUGUCCCAAAACUCUUUCCCUUGUGCCCCCAUGUCACCUCCCACCCACUUUCCCCAACAUCCAGGUUCUUACUGCCACCAGCUGCCUCCAACACCUGUGGCUUCACCACUCAGCCCUGAAAAUUACCACCCUUACCCACUGCACUUAACCCCCACCACCAUGCAGUAUAGCCAUCCUGAAGUGCAGCACUCAUUGCACAGCACUCCAGACAGGACAUAUGGAAAUCUGUGAUUGUACUGUUCCCCACCCCCUUGCCCUUUCUGUUUACUAAGCAGUGGUCUCUCUUUAAUAAAUGCAUUUUCUUUUUAAUAAAUGGAUUUUUUGGCUUUGAAAA
Molecule: messenger RNA, 2173 nt
Organism: Gopherus flavomarginatus (Mexican gopher tortoise)
Lineage: Eukaryota; Metazoa; Chordata; Testudines; Testudinidae
Exons: 2
Coding region: 1014-1778 (254 amino acids)
Source: RefSeq, a predicted model, not a curated record